GGCGAGUAAGUACUUCCGGGUAUAAAGGUCGGCCUCGGCAAGAUGGCGGCUCCCUUGGAGCUCAGCUGCUGGGGUGGCGGCUGGGGUCUCCCAUCGGUACACAGCGAGUCUCUGGUGGUGAUGGCUUAUGCCAAAUUCUCUGGUGCACCCUUGAAAGUCAAUGUCAUAGAUAACACCUGGAGAGGUUCAAGAGGCGAUGUGCCAAUUUUGACUACUGACAACAACAUUGUUUCUCAGCCUGCAAAAAUACUAAACUUUUUAAGAAAACAGAAAUACAAUGCUGAUUAUGAACUUUCAGCAAAACAAGGGGCAGAUACACUGGCUUACAUUGCUCUCCUUGAAGAGAAACUUCUCCCUGCUGUGCUCCACACAUUCUGGGUAGAGAGUGACAAUUACUUUACAGUGACAAAGCCGUGGUUUGCUUCACGAAUUCCUUUUCCCUUGAAUUUGAUCCUGCCUGGAAGGAUGUCUAGGGGAGCACUGAAUAGGAUUCUCCUGACCAGAGGGGAGCCUCCCCUCUAUCAUGUCCAAGAAGUAGAAGCACAGAUAUACAGAGAUGCCAAGGAGUGCCUAAACCUUCUAUCAAACAGAUUGGGAACAUCUCAGUUUUUUUUUGGAGAUACGCCUUCUACCUUGGAUGCCUAUGUGUUUGGUUUUCUUGCACCUCUUUAUAAAGUACGAUUUCCUAAAGUUCAGUUACAAGAACAUCUGAAACAGCUUUCCAACCUCUGUCGCUUUUGUGAUGACAUCCUAAAUAGUUACUUUAGGCUUAGUCUUGGAGGAAUCUCUCCAGCUGGACAAGAAACAAUAGAUGCAAAUCUACAGAAACUCACACAACUUGUAAAUAAGGAAUCCAACUUGAUUGAAAAGAUGGAUGACAAUCUUCGCCAAAGCCCUCAGCUUCCUCCUCGGAAACUGCCAACACUCAAAUUGACUCCAGCAGAAGAAAAUAAUUCCUUGCAACGGCUAUCACCCUAACACUCCUCAUGCUUUGUGGUCCUAGUUGUAUGAAUUGUUAUAAUCUCUUACACCAAGUGUAUGAAGGCAAAAAGAAAAUACUAGUAAUAGGUAUAAGGCAGACUCGAAAACAAAAGCUUUCUGUGGCUUUUUUUUUUAUUAAUAAGCUUGUAUUUUAGCUUGGCAAUGCAUUUUAAAUAAAAGUGCAUGCUAAAGUGAAUAUGGUGGGUGGGAGGGAAUACACACUGUACUGUAUGUUUAAAAAAACAACAACCACAACAGCAACCUGCCUUAAUCUUGGAAGAUUUUGGCCUUUAGUUCAUGUGUUGCUGACCAAAAGCUACAAUUCUGUUCUGAAUGUACAUUCAUAAUUUAUUUCAGUUAAUUUAUUUAGUUCAUUAACUUAGUUUUCUUAGAUCUAUCUGAAUACAUAGUAUGUGGCUUUAUGCCUGAGUCUUUUUUCUUCUGUUUAGAAAUCUGAUGCCUAUUUUAGAAACUAGGAAAAAUAUUAAUUACUUCAGUAGAAAAGUCUGUAUUUAAAAAGCAAUGAGAAAUGUGUUUUCUAAUUACGUUCUCAUAAGUCUAAUCCUUUAGGAGCUUAGUAUCAUAUAUAAACAUUAAAAGUGAUUAUAUUUAAUGUUUACCCAGUGACAUGCACUUCAGUACACUGGAAUUUGCUGAUGUGUCCAAUGAAGGCCAGCAAGGGCUGUUUCCAUUUGCUCGGCAAACAUGGCAGCUUCAGACCUAAGGAUUUGUAGUGCAUCUUUCAUCAUCUCAUUGUGUUGAUUCCAAGAGAACUGAAUGUGUCGGUCCUCUUUACUAUGUGAGGUCAUUAAACCUUCAUCAAACUUGUCCCGUGUUAGACACUGCUCAGGAGGAGCCUGCAGCCAGGGUGAUAGAAAUAUUACUGUGCAUCUGGUCCAAGUUCUCAAUGCUUGACUCAGGCCAUAUUUUUUUAUAAGAAACAUAUUAUAUUGUCACAAGGCUUCUGACAACCAAUUGUUUUCCAUAUAUUUUAACUACAGUUGAAAGAUCCAAAGGAACAAUCAGAAAUACUUCAGACCAUUUUCUAUUCAUUAGUUGCUGAACUGUUUUGAGGAUUUGCUGUGUGGGAAUUUUACUUACACUGUAAUAAAAAUUUUCUUAUUUUAGUGGCUGAGGUGCUUCUGUUGUCCCAAGGCUACUUCUGGAGUUUUUAAAAUGUAGGACCAUGUUUUUGAUUAGUGUCUUAAAAGAUUACCAUGGUGCUCAGGAAAUCUUACCAAGUUCUGUGGAAACCAGAAUGUUAAGAGAACAGGCUUUGUUGUCGAGAGACUCAGCUAGUUGGAGUUGAGUGAAGUUCAGCUGUGUUUGAUCCAUAUCUUUCUACUUUGUUCUGUGUUUAGGUAACUAUGUAUACAGGAGUAUUGAAGCAAUUCUGAAUAUUUUCUCUUGAAAGUUUUAACUAAAUGAGAAACAAGAUUGUAUUUUCAGUCUUGUUCACCUGUUUGGAUGCCUUUGGGGAAAGUAGCUAAAGAGUUCACAUUAUUUCUACAACAGGGUGUGUGUGUGUGUGUGUGUGUGUGUGUGUGUGCGCAUGUGUGUGUGUGUGAUUCAUCUUCAGAAGCAAGAUAUUAGAUUCUAGCAAUUGAAAUAGGUAUGAAUAUUUUAUACUGAAAGCCAUGACCAUGAGACUUUACUGUUUUCUAGGAUUGAUGUAUGUUGGAGAAGGGUGGUUAGCACAUCAACCAGACAUCUGUUUACGCUUUAGUCAAGGUUAGUCAUUUUCAAUCAUGAUUAUAUUAAACCUUCCAAAAAGCAUUUGAAGUGGCUUACAACUAUAAAACACAUGUCCAACAGGACAAUUGUGAUUAAUCUAUGAAAAGAUAAAUUUGUAGGAGAAAAAACUAUAUCAGCACUAACACAUUAUAAAUUGAAUAGUGAAUUUAACUUCAAGUUUUUCCAUAGGUGAAGUCAAAAAAUAAUUGUGGGUUAAAUAAUUUCUCUGUCAACAAAGCUACUUGUGUUCAUGAGGAACAGAAAUGUAUUUAAAUAUUUGUAAGAAUGUGGGAGUUCGUGUUCUCAUAUUAUACAGACCUUAGUGAAAAUUGUACUGUAAUUAUUCAUGUAUUGAAUUUUUAAUCAAAAAGGUCAUUUUAAUAUAAUAAGUAUUUGUCCUUUGCAGUAGUAGUAUUUGUUUACUUUUUGGUCAUUCCUUGUCUGAACUGUCUUUGACCUUGUAUAGCCCAUGAUAUUUCCAAACUACUACCUUUCCUGGGAGGCAAAAUGUGAUUUAGUAAGUAAGAAUUAUAUGUUGAGUUGCUUAGUUGAGUUCAUUUCUUUGUAUAAGCAAAUAAAAUGAUAGAAAACUAUGUGUGACCACUAAAUACGUUAGAGACCAGCCACACUUACAGGAAGCUCCUGGAAAAAAACAAAUUUUGAGACUGGACAGAGGGCCUAUAAUUAUCCAGUCAAUUGCGCUUUGAAUAAAGGUUGAGCUUGCUGGAAAAAAUGGCCCACAGCCUUAAAAAAAAUAGCAUGAGCUGCUGUCUUUUGGAAGAGAUGAUGGAGAUCAUACAAUAAGAGGGAAUAUGCUUGCGUUUAACUUUGUUAGCGGUAUAGGAUUAGAAAAAUUGGUUAGACAAUGCCCGUAAGAUGAAAAUCCUCUAUCAACGGUCAUCCAUGAAAUGGAUUAAACAUCACUAAAGGGACUGUCUAGAGCAUUGAAGAUAGUCUUUCCUUCAAAACUUUUUUUUUAAUUUAACAAAAGGUUGGCAUUUUUAUUUGUUUGUAAUUACUGUUUAAAGAUGCCAGACACAUAAACAUGAAAGAAUAGGGAAGCUUUUUUUUUGGUACUGGGGAUCUAACUCAGGUCCUUCCACUUGCAAGGCAGGUGGCAGAACAACUGAGCUAAAUCCCCGGCCCAGGGAGGCUUAUUUUAAUUAGAGAUGAGUCAUAUUUCAAGUCUGUGAAAAUGGGGAAAACUAAUGUCAAAAGAGCCAGAAACAGGGCCGGGGAUUUAGCUCAGUGGUUCGGUGGCCUGCCUUGCAAGUGCAAGACCU
Molecule: messenger RNA, 3998 nt
Organism: Fukomys damarensis (Damara mole-rat)
Lineage: Eukaryota; Metazoa; Chordata; Mammalia; Rodentia; Bathyergidae
Gene: Mtx3
Product: metaxin 3
Exons: 9
Coding region: 43-978 (311 amino acids)
Biological process (GO): mitochondrion organization
Cellular component (GO): SAM complex
Source: RefSeq, a predicted model, not a curated record